CUUUUUUUUUUAUUUUGGUACAAACACAAAUUCACGACGUGGCAACACCGCCACUUGUUUUUCAUUUGACAUUGAAGGUGAACACAUUUCCAGCUGGUGGGUGGAAAAGGACUACCAUUGCGGUACCAUACAGGCAAUUAGUAUAACAACGGCGCUUUUGUGGAGCUACGCUGUGGGCCGCGCUGCCCAGUACCGAUUAUCAAAGAACUUAUGCUCUAGUGAGCCAAAAACAGUAAUAAUAACGUUUAAGAAAAUGGCUGGUAAUCUGCCUCCGUUGAAUCAAGAGCCCAUCUUUAAGAAGCUCCAGGAGUACUAUGACACUCACCACAAGGAUCUGGUUAUUAAGGACCUGUUUGUCAAUGAUCCAAAACGGUUUAACAAAUAUAGCUUGCGCCUGCCAACGCCUAGCGAUGGUGAAAUACUGUUGGAUUACUCAAAGAAUCGCGUGAAUGAAGAUGUGUGGCCUCUAUUGUUGGAACUGGCGAAAGUGCGACGCGUGGAGGCGGCACGUGAUGGCAUGUUCUCCGGACAGCAUAUCAACAUUACCGAGAAUCGUGCCGUCCUGCAUACGGCAUUGCGUAAUCGUAGCCUGGACCCGGUGCUGCUGGAUGGUAAGGAUGUGAUGCCCGAUGUGCGUGCCGAACUGGCGCACAUGAAAGAGUUCACCAACAAGGUAAUUUCUGGCGUUUGGCGUGGCAGCACUGGCAAACAAAUCACCGAUGUGGUAAACAUUGGCAUUGGAGGCUCCGAUUUGGGUCCACUCAUGGUCACCGAAGCGUUGAAGCCUUACGGCAAAGGCCUGCAUUCGCAUUUCGUGUCCAACAUCGAUGGUACCCACAUGGCCGAGGUCCUCAAAAAGGUCUCUUAUGAGACAACGCUAUUCAUCAUCGCGUCGAAAACAUUUACUACUCAGGAGACCAUCACGAACGCCACAUCGGCCAAGGCUUGGUUGCUGGAGCACGCCAAGGAUGAGGAUUCGGUAGCUAAACAUUUUGUAGCUCUAUCCACAAACAAGGAAAAGGUGACCGCAUUUGGCAUUGACAGUGCCAACAUGUUUGGCUUCUGGGAUUGGGUGGGCGGACGUUACUCCCUGUGGUCGGCAAUUGGACUCUCCAUUUGCUUGUCCAUUGGAUUCGAGAACUUUGAACAGUUGCUUGAAGGCGCCCAUUUUAUGGAUAACCAUUUUAAAACUGCACCACUGACGAAAAAUGCACCAGUUAUUCUGGCACUACUUGGCAUUUGGUAUUCGAAUUUUUAUAACGCCGAGACACACGCUCUACUGCCAUACGAUCAGUAUAUGCAUCGAUUUGCGGCAUAUUUCCAGCAGGGUGAUAUGGAGAGUAACGGCAAGUUUGUCAGCAAAUCUGGCAAAAAGGUUGGCUACAACACGGGUCCAAUUGUUUGGGGCGAGCCGGGCACAAACGGUCAACAUGCUUUCUAUCAGCUGAUACAUCAGGGCACGCGUCUUAUUCCUUGCGAUUUUAUCGCGCCUGCACAGACGCACAAUCCCAUUGCUGGUGGCAAGCACCAUAAGAUUUUGCUGUCGAAUUUCCUAGCUCAAACCGAGGCAUUAAUGACGGGCAAGACCUCCGACCAGGCCAAAGAAGAGCUGUCUAAGGCGGGCUUGUGCGGCAACGAACUGGAUAACUUGUUGCCACAUAAGGUGUUUGCCGGCAACAGGCCGACCAACUCGAUUGUAGUCAAGAAGGUAUCACCAUUCACAUUGGGAGCAUUGAUUGCACUCUACGAACAUAAGAUCUUUGUUCAGGGCAUCAUUUGGGACAUCAACUCAUUCGAUCAAUGGGGCGUCGAAUUGGGUAAACAGCUGGCCAAGGCCAUCGAACCAGAGCUUGAUCAUUGCGAAGAAGUCUCCGGACAUGAUAGUUCCACGAAUGGCUUAAUUAAUUUCAUUAAAGCCAAUUGGAAGUAAACCGUGCAGCCCAACAUUGACAAUUAGGUCUUUUACUUAUUUAUAUACUCGCGCAAAAUUAAUAUAUAUGUAACCAUAUAUACUUACACUAUAUUUGCAUGCAUAUUGAAAUUAUACGUAAAGCAUUUGUUUGCAAAUUGGCAAAAAUCUCACUAUCGGUAGUUACACUAUUACACAAAUAUAUGUUGUUAUUUGGCAGUAGUUAAUUACAUGUAAAAAACAAAAAAACUAACGCAUGAAAUUUAAAGCAUAAAAUGUAUUUGGAACAAAA
Molecule: messenger RNA, 2201 nt
Organism: Drosophila montana
Lineage: Eukaryota; Metazoa; Arthropoda; Insecta; Diptera; Drosophilidae
Gene: Pgi
Product: glucose-6-phosphate isomerase
Exons: 6
Coding region: 254-1930 (558 amino acids)
Biological process (GO): glycolytic process; gluconeogenesis; glucose 6-phosphate metabolic process
Cellular component (GO): cytosol
Molecular function (GO): monosaccharide binding; glucose-6-phosphate isomerase activity; carbohydrate derivative binding
Source: RefSeq, a predicted model, not a curated record